Molecule: messenger RNA, 1540 nt
Organism: Dothidotthia symphoricarpi CBS 119687
Lineage: Eukaryota; Fungi; Ascomycota; Dothideomycetes; Pleosporales; Dothidotthiaceae
Product: RNA-binding domain-containing protein
Exons: 2
Coding region: 39-1040 (333 amino acids)
Biological process (GO): positive regulation of mRNA splicing, via spliceosome
Cellular component (GO): U12-type spliceosomal complex; nucleolus
Molecular function (GO): RNA binding
Source: RefSeq, a predicted model, not a curated record
GCCAGACACGGGUCACGUCACGCUGAUACUCCAUCACCAUGUCAGCUCCAAGCGCGCGUCACUGGGAACAGAACAAGGAGGCCACCGUCUACGUCGGCAACCUCCAUGAGCGCAUCACGCCCCGGCUCCUCCACGAGCUGAUGCUCAACGCCGGCCGCGUGCGCAACGUCAACAUGCCCGUCGACCGCGUCAACGGCCAGCACCAGGGCUUCGGCUUCGUCGAGUUCCACACCGAGGCCGAGGCCGACUAUGCGCCCAAGAUCAUGAACAACGUCGCGCUGCACGGCAACCGCAUACGCGUUAACAAGGCGUCGGCAGACAAGCAGAAGAACGUCGAGAUUGGCGCCGAGCUCUUCAUCGGCAACCUGGACGGCAUGGUGGACGAGAAGACGCUGUACGACACAUUCGGCCAGUUCGGGCCGCUCAUCAACGCGCCAAAGGUGGCGCGCGACGACAACGGCCUCUCCAAGGGCUACGGCUUCAUAUCCUUUGGCGACUUCGAGUCCUCCGACGGCGCCAUUGCCAGCAUGCACGGCCAGUACAUGAUGAACAAGCAGAUCUCCGUCCAGUACGCGUACAAGAAGGACGGGAAGGGCGAGCGCCACGGAGACGAAGCAGAGCGUAUGCUCGCGAAGCAGGCCAAGGCUCACGGUGUUGCGCCAGCCGUCCAGCCACUGCCAGCCCAUCUCUUCCAGCUGCCAGCUGCACUCCCUCCCAGCGGUCCCCAGGGUAUGAUGGAUGGUCGCGGUGUGUCUGGUGCGCCCAACGGACCUUCUGGGUUCGGUCCUCCAAACGGCAACUAUGGUCCUCCGAACGGAAACUAUGGUGCUCCACCUGGGCCUGCUGGCUUCGGACGCGCCCCACCCCCUGCUGGUCCUCCAUCUCUGCCUGUAGCGCCGCCUGCCUCUGGGUUGCCAGCCCGGCCACCAAGCGGCAUCUAUCCUCCGCCUGGGUUUGGCGGCGCGCCAAACGGUGCGCCCGGGUAUGGGUACCCACCUGCACCAGGCUUCGGGCCACCAGGCUUCGCUCCGCCACGGUAGACUUGUUCUCAUUGAGCACAGUGUCACACCUCCCCAGCGGCCAGUUGAAUAGAAAUUUGCAUACACGUUAGUCGAGUCCACUCGUGGAAGGGUUCCCGUUGGCGCUUGUCGGAGGGAUCAAAGCAGCCACCAAGCCGAGCACAGGCGCUGCCAACCGCACACGCGGACUAGAAAUGGAUAUAUCAAGGUGAGCUGGAGCCACCAAGAACGACCACACCCAUCGCAUAACAGACUGUUGCAUGGACUGGUGCAUUUGAAUAGUAAGGUAGAAAGAUAUCGAUUAGUAGCAAGAGUAGCAGACUAGGAACUGCCAAAGCUCAGUCGAGGAAGAGAGAAGAAAUGACAAAGGAAAGCUGAUGAAUGCAAACAAACAAACAAACAAACCAGCGAUAUGAGAGUUCUUGGAGCGUUCUUGCACACGUGAACCGUGUCACCCAGUGCGCAUCACGCAACAAAAUGAAAAUGAAAACGCCCGCUUCCCAAACGCAAUGAAGAACCCC